GUCAGGUUAGGAAGUGAAUGUCGUCCAGCGCUAGCGAUUUCAAGCGAGAGAGAGUGGUGUCUGGGACUUAUUCUUGCUCCAUCCGUUCCACACCUCAACUUUGAACAAAGUUGAAUAACAAGACCAAGCAUCGUGGAUUACCCCAGUUUUUUUUUUGCAUUCCUGAUGUAUUAAUUUUACCCCCAAAAAAGUGUGUGGGGUUUUUUUUGUGUGUGUUGAGGAGAAAUAUUUAUAGCCUUAGUUUUGUGCAGCAAAGUUUACAGCACGUGUGAGUUUACAAAUUCAUUCUUUUUGUUUUUGUUUUUGUUUAUAAAAAAAAGAGAGAUUUCAAAAGAGAGCAAAAAGGGCGAGGGUUAGUCUAUUCUGUCUCUUACACGCACACACACGCACACACACACAUUACCGUUCUUGUUUGUGAACAGACUAAUCGUAAACCCAAUUAAAGUACUGGUUUGAGAUGAAGAUGCGUUCUUAAAACUGUAAGCAACGGCGAUGGAAGGAUCGAACGGGUCUAAAUUUGGAAUAGACACUAUUUUGGCCAACAGUUCUGGUAGCCCGGUGCUGGUGAACGGUGAUUAUCGUCACGGCGACAGCAGGACUUCAGAUUUUCGAAAUCAGGCCACCCCGUCUCCCAGCUCGGAGAUAGACACGGCGGGCACGGCUCCCCUUUCGCCCAUGUCUAUGGAACAUCAGGAGCAGCAUCUCGGACCGGACAAGCUCCAUCCACAUCAGCAGCAAAGUUUGCAACAACAACAGCCGCCGCCGCCUCAGCAGCAGCAGCAACUGGCCGCGGGCGGCUCUGCUUCCCGGACUUCCACCUCAUCGUUUUUAAUCAAAGACAUCUUGGGCGAUAGCAAACCGCUGGCAGCGUGCGCCCCUUACAGCACCAGUGUCUCCUCGCCCCAUACCCCCAAACCAGAGGCGGAAUCCUUCAGGCAAAAGGCAGAAUCCGAAGAGGCGAAGAACCGCGACAAGCUCGACAAACGAGAUGACACUCCGAAUGAUAGCAUGAAAUGCAACGGCACAAAAGAGGAAGGCGACCGUGAAAUAUCCAGCAGCCGGGACAGUCCCCCAGUGCGGGCGAAGAAACCUCGGAAAGCGAGGACGGCUUUUUCGGACCAUCAGCUCAACCAGCUUGAGCGCAGUUUCGAGCGCCAGAAAUAUCUCAGCGUCCAAGACCGCAUGGACCUGGCGGCGGCACUCAAUCUGACAGACACCCAGGUCAAAACCUGGUAUCAGAACAGGAGGACGAAGUGGAAAAGACAGACCGCCGUGGGGUUGGAACUCCUCGCCGAGGCUGGAAAUUACUCCGCUUUGCAGAGAAUGUUCCCAUCGCCCUAUUUCUACCACCCAAGUUUACUAACUAACAUGGACACAACGGCGGCGGCGGCUAUGUACAUGUACCGGACUCCACCGCCCCACCCCGGACUACAGCGGCCGCUUGUCCCGCGAGUCCUGAUCCACGGGCUGGGCCCGGCGGGACAGCCAGCACUCAAUCCUCUGGCCAGCCCUAUCUCGGGCACGGCGCACCCCCGGUGAGAAAGAGAGAGAACGAGAGAGAGAACGAGAGAGGGUGAAAGGAGAAGAGGGGAAGAAACACACUCACACAUACACACACAGCCACACACACACUCACUCACACA
Molecule: messenger RNA, 1643 nt
Organism: Leucoraja erinaceus (little skate)
Lineage: Eukaryota; Metazoa; Chordata; Chondrichthyes; Rajiformes; Rajidae
Gene: barhl2
Product: BarH-like homeobox 2
Exons: 3
Coding region: 493-1539 (348 amino acids)
Biological process (GO): regulation of transcription by RNA polymerase II
Cellular component (GO): nucleus
Molecular function (GO): RNA polymerase II transcription regulatory region sequence-specific DNA binding; DNA-binding transcription factor activity, RNA polymerase II-specific
Source: RefSeq, a predicted model, not a curated record